Messenger RNA from Sporothrix brasiliensis 5110, 1137 nucleotides. Its product is annotated as ligninase H2. Gene Ontology annotation, molecular function: heme binding; peroxidase activity. The coding region runs from base 1 to 1137 and encodes 378 amino acids. Gene Ontology annotation, biological process: cellular response to oxidative stress; hydrogen peroxide catabolic process; response to reactive oxygen species. The record is from RefSeq and is a predicted model, not a curated record. Lineage: Eukaryota; Fungi; Ascomycota; Sordariomycetes; Ophiostomatales; Ophiostomataceae. The transcript has 2 exons.
AUGAGGUCGCUUACCACUUCCGCCCUCCAACUCUUGGCUGCCGGCCACGUGGUUACAGCGUACCCCGGUAUGGGCAGGCUGUUGGCCGACUUACAGAAGAUGCAGCGCCACGAGAGCCAGCUCGGGGCCCGCGCCCCGGCCGGCUUUCUGGGCUCGACCACCAUCCUCGGUGAUCUUGCCAACUUGCCCGACUCGGCCCUAACGCCUGUUGGCGCGAACAUCAAGGCCGUCCUGUCGGGCAACGGCGGCCAGCCGCUUGGCGACGGAAUUCCAGAGUACGAUGCGCCAGGCCCGCUGGGAUCGGAUGCUUGCACAGCCGACGCCUGCUGCGUGCACAAGUACGCCAUGCUCGACAUGUACUCUCUGUUUAGCGACCCGGCCUCGGGCGGCUGCUCGCCCCUCGCCCGCGGCGCCAUCCGUCUGGGCUUCCACGAUGCGGCGGCCUGGGACACCGGCGCUGGCUACGGCGGCGGCGGGGCCGAUGGUUCGAUUGUGCUGUCGCCGGCCGAGCUGGCACGGCCCGUCAAUGCAGGUCUGCAGGCCAUUGCCAAUCAGACAUGGGCAUGGUACGAGCGGUACCACCAGCACGGCGCGUCCAUGGCCGAUCUGAUCCAGCUAGGUGCCAUGACGGCCGUGACGGCCUGUCCUGGCGGCCCCCGCAUGCGGUUUUAUGUGGGCCGCGCCGACAACACGAAUGCGGCGCCGGACAACAUGCUCCCGGACCCGACCAGCGGAGCCGACACGAUUGCCGCCCUGUUUGCGGCCAAGACGAUCUCGCCUGGCGGACUGGCCGCCUUGAUUGGGGCGCACACGGUGAGCCAGCAGUUUAGCAUGGCGCCGGCACAGGCGGGGGCCGGCCAGGACCCGACGCCAGGCGUGUGGGACAACCUGUACUACAGCACGACGCUCGCAGCCACGGCACCGGCGGGCGUCUACCGGUUCCCGAGCGACGUGGCGCUGGCGCAGUCUGCGGGUGCGGCUUCGUCGUUUCAGUUCUUUGGGACCCAGGCCGGGCGGUCGACAUGGCAGACGGCCUUUGCGUCAGAAUAUCUCCGGAUGAGCUUGCUGGGUGUUUACAACAUCAACAGCAUGACCGACUGCACACACGUGCUGCCGCAAUCGACCUUUCAAGGCUGA